UACCGACGUUUACGCAGAGAAGAAAGCAGCGAUGCCUGAAUCAACCGAGCACGUUGAGGGGGCAAAUACGUCUCCCAUUUGCCCCCUCAACGAGGACAUUGAGGACGAGGACGUUGGGGGGGCAAAUACGACUCCUAUGUGUCCCCCCAACGAGGACGUUAAGGACGAGGAUGUUGAGAGCGCAAAAACGACUCCUAUUUGCCCGCCCAAAGUUCUCCGCGUAUUAGUAGCAGGUGCAGUUGGUCUAAUUGUAGGUGCUCUAGUAGCUGGUCUAGUAGCUGGUUUUAAUGGGUAUUGGAAGGGUAGAAGUGAGUGUGUCAAGGACCCCAGUGCUAAUUGCCCUUUCUCAAAAGCUGCUGUGGCCGCAGACUCCGAGAAAUGUUCACAGAUUGGACGGGACAUUCUUCAGAGAGGCGGCUCUGCAGUAGAUGCUGCCAUUGCUGCGCUGCUGUGCACCUCCAUCAUCAACCCACAGUGUGCGGGGAUUGGAGGCGGGGUCAUAUUCACUGUGAUGGACAGAUCCGAGGUAAAGUGAAAAUCAUCAACUCCAGAGAGACUGUCCCCAGCAACGUGAACUCUGACCUGCUUACGUCGUGUCCUAAAACCACAGAGUGGAGCAUGAAGUGGCCGCAAGAUAGCAGAUGGAUUGGGGUUCCUGGGGAAAUUCGAGGUUAUGAAGCGGCACACCGGCUUUAUGGGAAGUUGCCAUGGGCCGACCUCUUUCAGCCGACCAUCAAAUUAGCCAGAGAAGGAUUCCCUAUUCCUUACUACCAAGGUCAACACAUCCCACGCAUUGGUAACACGUCACUACGGGAGCUAUAUUUAGAUAAAAAUGGGAACCUGCUUAAGACUGGUGAUACUGUGAAAUUUGAGAAACUGGCUGACACUUUGGAGAUGAUCGCAAACGAGGGACCAGAUGUGUUUUACAAAGGAACAAUAGCAAAGAAUUUAAUCAGUGACAUACAGGAUGCAGGUGGAACACUCACACUGAAGGACUUGGCAUCGUAUCGAGCUAAUGUGACUGAUGCGUGGAAUAUUUCUUUGGGAGAGUACUGGAUGUACUUCCCUCUGCCCCCUUCAGGAGGAGCCAUCCUCAGCCUCAUCCUCAACAUCAUGAAAGGAUACAAAAUGAAUUCAGAACCUAAGACGACUGAUGAAAAGAUUUUGUUUUAUCACCGUUAUAUUGAAGCUUUAAAAUUUGCCAAUGGAUUAAAGAAACAUAUCCGAGAUCCAAACUUCAGCUCAGACAAAACAGCAAAGAAUUUGACAGAGGAUAGCUUUGCCAACCACAUACGGAGCUUGAUCAGCAGCGACAAGACUCAUGAUCCCCAGUAUUACGGCAAAAACUCGUAUCUGGACAGCAUCGGCACCACACAUUUAUCUGUGCUGGCUGCAGAUGGAUCUGCCGUGUCUGUCACCAGCAGCAUCAACGACGAAUUUGGGUCCAAUGUCCUCUCUUCAAGCACUGGAAUCAUCCUCAACAACCAGCUGAAUGACUUCUGUGGUAGAGCUGAUAACAUCUUUCAUGGGGAGCGGCCUCCCUCCAAUAUGGCCCCAUCUGUGCUGAAGUCUCCGUCGAAGACGCUGGUGAUUGGAGGGUCUGGUUCUGAAAUGAUUCCACCAGCAGUGGCCUCAGCGCUCAUGAACCACCUUUGGUUUGGAAAGAGCCUUAAGGAGGCAAUUGAUACUCUGGUUGUUCUUGUAGACUCUAAAAGUGAAGUAAAACUUGAAUCCAAGCUUGAAAAGGAUGUAGUUGAUGGUCUUGAAGCUAAGGGACAUAAAAUAGCAAAAUUCUACAACACAGUUAAUGCUGUGGAAAAGGCGGGCAGCUGUAUCUCUGCAUGGUCUGAUGAAAGGAAAAAAGGCAAAGCAGCUGGUUACUGAGACCAAGAGUCAGUGAUGUUAGUUAUACAGCGUGGUCUUAAGGUUAUGAUAGCAGAGGUGUAGGUUUUAAUGUUUUCAGAAAUCUCUCAGUCAGAACAUGGUAUAUUAUGUUUAAGUGGAAACUAGCGAGCUAACUCCCUGCUAACUUCUAACUCUGUUAAAUUUCAUAAAUUCUGUUUUCAUGGAUGUUAAACUUAAAUGUUACACCUGGCUGAUCAUUUUAUUAAAGAUGAAAGAAUUUAGACAGUUUGUAACUCUCAAUGAUGCCACAGUGUUCGUUUGAGUUUGGGACCCAGAAACGGUUAAUGACGUCAAACUUAAAGACCUGAUAACUAUUUCAAACUAUUUACAGAACACUAAUAGGAAAGGGUGGUUUUGUUUUUUGUUUUUUUUAAUUUUUGCUCACAAGCGGAGAGUGCUUUUGAGCAUUUACUAAGUUUUUACUGUUUCUUCUCGCAGUAAACAUAAACAACGAUAGUAUUCAGGAAAAAACAUUAAAUAUAUUUUUUAUCAUGACUCUAGUUUUACGUGGCCUUUCAACACACUUUUAACACAAAAGUGGAGACUCUGGGUUGUCUUGGGUUGUUGCUAUGUCAUCUUAAAUUGGUCCUGUGAUUGGUUUAGCAUGGCUAUUUUUCCUCAGCAAAUCAGCAGCACUUGUGCGAUUGUUUCACCCUGAAGACAGCUUCAACCGUCUGAGUGUUGAAAAAUAGUAACGCGUCCGCACCGUAUUUUCUUGUUAGUAAGGGUAACUGCGUUGUAAAGACAGAAAUAGUAAUUAGAUUACUAGUUACUGAUAAAAGUACUUUUAACGCCGUUAUUUACGUCACUGCUCAUGUGUCUAAAAAAAGUUUGUAAUAUUGAAAACAUAAUGCGAUGAUCGGAUUAUUUAAAUCCCAAAUUUAAUGCAAAAAUAGUGCAAAGACAGCACUGUAAAAACUAGAAUGUUUUUGAAAAAUGUUAGGGAUUGAUAUAUCUGCCUCAAUUUUAUACAAUCAAUAUGACCUUUUAAAUAUUUGUUCAUCAUAAAUCAUAGAAUAUAAAAUAUGAAGCCUAUGACUAUGUUUCUUCAACCUGCAUCAGGCCAGCAGGAAGAGACUGACUGCAGAAAUCUUUGGUUAUAUAAAAGAUUGCUGGAAAAAGAGCUACAGACUUCAUGUUCCAUUCCACCAGUAAACAAUUCAUAUUUUCAAGUCUCAUCAAAUUCAUGUUUACUUUGUAAAUUUUAGCCCACUGGAUUGUCCAGAAUUGAGAGAAAGUAGGGUACACUUUAGGGCAGCCCUAAGUUAUUUAUCAAUUGAUUUGUAGUUUAAACAAAAAAAACAAAAACAUUAGGAGUCCAACUACACAAGUGCAGUUACUGUUACAGGCAUGUCAGCAUCAACAAAGCUAGAUCUCACAGACUGUUGGAGCUAAAUAGAAAGGUCAGGUCAGUUUUUUAUCUGAACAUUAUAAGCCACAUUUAAAUGCUUUUCAAUAUUAGUUUUUUUUUCUUCAUUUUGCAUAUUAAGAUUUUUUGCACAGUUCAUCCUGCUAUUGUUUUGCUGUUAUAAAGUGUGGGUAAUUCUGCUGAUGUGCUCAGGAUAAAAGUUAAUCAGAAAAGGAGUUUGAAAAGCAACAGUUUUGUUUUUUAUAGCUGUUUAAUGUGUUUUGACUGAUAGGAAUAGAUUACCUGGACUUGAACUGAAAAUGUUUUAUUUUCAAACUGUCAGUUUUGUGUACAAUAAAUUCAU
Messenger RNA from Oreochromis aureus, 3617 nucleotides. Its product is annotated as glutathione hydrolase 5 proenzyme-like. Gene Ontology annotation, biological process: leukotriene D4 biosynthetic process; glutathione catabolic process; inflammatory response. Gene Ontology annotation, cellular component: plasma membrane. The transcript is spliced from 13 exons. NCBI's taxonomy places the organism in Eukaryota, Metazoa, Chordata, Actinopteri, Cichliformes, Cichlidae. The record is from RefSeq and is a predicted model, not a curated record. Gene Ontology annotation, molecular function: glutathione gamma-glutamate hydrolase; leukotriene-C(4) hydrolase activity. The coding region runs from base 379 to 1884 and encodes 501 amino acids.